AUGUCUUAAGAAUUCAAUCCUAUAUUAUUGGUUCAUACUAUAAUAUUGACUCUUCUGCUUAUUUUCGUUUCUAUAAAUGAUAAUCAAAAUAUAAAAAUAAAAAAAGAACCAAUUCAAAAAACAAACAUAUCACAAUUAUCUGAAUUGAAUGAAUAUAUGUCCAUGAUGAUUAAUAGAUUAGAAUAAUAAUAUAAUUUAAUAGCAUAAAGUUAAGAACAAUUAGCAUAUUAAUUAGAACUUUUAGAAUAAUGA
Molecule: messenger RNA, 252 nt
Organism: Paramecium pentaurelia
Lineage: Eukaryota; Ciliophora; Oligohymenophorea; Peniculida; Parameciidae
Source: the annotation of a GenBank genome assembly